Messenger RNA from Metarhizium acridum CQMa 102, 432 nucleotides. NCBI's taxonomy places the organism in Eukaryota, Fungi, Ascomycota, Sordariomycetes, Hypocreales, Clavicipitaceae. The record is from RefSeq and is a predicted model, not a curated record.
AUGUCGGCAGUCACCCAAGCCCAAGAUGCCCCGCCAUGGUGGUCAUCAUUCCCCGAGCCGAAAGCUCCUGUUCACGCCCUCGAGCCAGAAGACGUCGCACAGCUCCUGGAGAGCCAUGCCUCCGCCGGGCCAAAUAGCGCAAAGAGUUUUCUCCUCGUGGAUGUUCGUCGAACGGACUGGGAGGGCGGCACAGUUGCCACAUCUCUCAACCUCCCAGCUCACACUGAGACUGACCCCUCCCAAACAGGAAGUUCGAACGGCCGGGGCCCUAGAUGUGCCGGCUGGAUGCAGGAUUAUCUCAACGAAAUGGGCGAAGCAAGCAUGUCUGCUGCCAUUCUCAAGGGCGGCAUCAAAGGCUGGCAGAAGAAGUAUAGCGGUAAGAUGAUGGACUGGUACGAUGAGAAGUUUUGGACUCAGCAGCAAAGUGCAUAG